Fusarium redolens is the source of this 336-nucleotide messenger RNA. RefSeq lists its product as uncharacterized. Lineage: Eukaryota; Fungi; Ascomycota; Sordariomycetes; Hypocreales; Nectriaceae. The record is from RefSeq and is a predicted model, not a curated record. The transcript is spliced from 3 exons. The coding region runs from base 1 to 336 and encodes 111 amino acids.
AUGUCUUUGUUGUUCGACGACAACACUGUCCAAUAUGCCGCCUACGAGGAAGUAAACGAACGUCCUCACGAAGCCAACUGGUCAAACCAACUUAUCGGCGAUUCUGCUGCCUAUGGAGCUGCCCAGGCUUAUGAGGAACACUGCGAGAAAGUUGGCGAGCCAGAUGAUAAGGAGUUUGCAAACGAGCUCAUUUUUGGAUUUAUAAGCGCCGGUGUGUAUCGAGAAAUCGAGACUCGAGGCUUGGAUUUUAUUGAUGCGGAGAGUGCUAAGGAAAUCGGUCGGAAAGCUGCGCAGACAGCCCUUGCUGAGAAGAAUGGCUGGGACAUCAAUAAUUGA